AUGGGUAUCGUUGCUUCCAAGGCAGAUCACAACACUCCUUUGUUGAUUCUGUGCAAAGAGAGAAAGGAACUGAUCAGAUCAGCUAGAGAUGCUCGUUACCACUUAGCCAAAUCUCAUCUUCUUUACUUUCGAUCUCUUUUGGAUUUCACUAACUCUAUUAAUCAGUUUGUGCACAAGGACUUGGUCGUGAUUCCCUUUUCAUCUGAUGACGAUUCGUGUAGCGAGAUUGUUUGUUCUGGAUCAUCAGAUUCAGAUUCUGAGUGUGAUUCAGACUCUAAUUCUCAUUGCUUAGUCUGUGAUGAAUCUCAAACAGCUCCGUUGAGCAAGGAUGAGGAUCAAAACUCGCAAAAACCCUCGUCUGGAGAGCAAGCUUGCGGCUCAAGUAACGGUGCUCAUGAGGGCAUGGAGAAGCAAAGUGAAGAUUUAGGGGUUGUGGAGAAAGUGUUCGUGAUUGCUCCGGUUGAAGAUGAGAAGAGAGUUUUGGAGACUUAUCCUAAUAUUAACCAGCAGAACAGUUUCCUUGAUGAUCAUGAUAUAUUGGGUUUGUACAUGGAUAACACGCAGCUGGUUUACACUGAACCGGAAGAGAAUGAUGUAUGGAGAGAGAUUAGGGAGAGAGAAGGGAUCCCUGAUUUGGAACCGGAUAGUGAUCACAACAGUCUUGUAAGGAAGAAUACGAGAAACAAGAAUGUUCAAGAAAGCUCUUCAACAGCUAAAGACACUAGGGAAGUUGAUAAAGAAAGCUCUUCAACUGCUAAUGUUGUAGGUGAAGUUGAUAAGAGUAAUGUUGAAGCAAACACUUGUAACGGUAAAGUUGAAGGUGAGGCUGAUGAUGUUGAUGCAACUUGCACACAAGAGAAAGAAACAAGUCCAGAGACUGCUACUGAAGUGACAAGAUCAGAUGAGGAGCUUAGUGAUGAAGCAUAUGAGUCUUCUUCUUCUUCUUCUUCUUGUUAUUCGGGUUCGGGCUAUACCGAUCUUAGGAACGUAGUAGAAAAGAUCAAUAGUAUAAGCAAGAAAGCUGCUGGUCAUAGAGAAGUCUCUGACUUGCUUGAAGUGAGUAAAGUCAUUCAUCAUCAACCCUUAGGAUCACAAUUCAAGGAACUUGCUUCAAGAGUACUCGGUAGUUCCAAAAACUCGACUCGUGCUUUGCUGUUAAGGCGUGGCUUACCGCAAGAAAGCCUCGUUGUCUCGCUUUCCAUGACACUAGAGAAGCUUUACGUGUGGGAGAAGAAACUUCACGCAGAAGUUACAGCCGAAGAAAAACUUAGGGUUUUGUACGAGAAAGGGUACAGUUUUCUGAAGAGCCUUGAUCAAAACGGAGCAGAGUCCAACGAGAUUUACGAGGCGGAAGUUGAGGUUAAGCUUCAUUUAUCAAAGGUUAAUGUUUCAGUUCGAGCUGUUGAGUCAGUUUCAAUGAGGAUUCAUAAGAUAAGAGACGAAGAGCUUUCACUUCAGGUUAAUAAGACCAUCAAUGUGUUCAAAGAGAUGUGGAGAUUCUUGGCGAAAUGUCACCAUAAGCAGUUUCAGUUGAUCACUAGAAGCAAUUCUUGUGUUCACAUUGAGAAAGGAUCAAGAAAAGUGACGCAGAAGGUUGAAGAACAGGUCAGAAGAUUCAGAGAGUCUUUAAGAGGCUACAUUGAUGCACAUAGAGGUUUCGUUAGACUUUUAAACGACUGGUUAAACAGAAACAUCAUGGAGGAGGACGACCUGACAAAGACCGAGGCUCCUGAUAUAUUUAGGGUCUGUAGGGAGUGGCUAAGAGAGAUUGAGAAUGUGGAUGAAGUCAAAGUGUUGAGUGCUGUUGAAGAGAUGGAGCUGAGAUUUCGAAGUUUAGGGUUUAAGCAAGUAGAGGAAGAGAAACAGAGGUUGAGAACAGAGAGAUUGUGUAAGGAGUUGGAGAUGAAGACUAAGGAAGUGGAGGAGAGUUGGGGACGGCAGGCUGACCAAGUGAUGGGACCCGAGCUGCUGUCUUUGAGAGAGAGUGCCUCUCACGAAAGAGUUAAGCAUGAGGGAGUGAUCAGAGAGAUAAACGACGCCGUAUCAGUGUCUUUGCAAGAGUGUUUGGUUCAUAUCUUUGAGGCCUUGGAGGAUUUUUGUUCUGGUAAUUUUAAGGCUUAUCAGAACAUUAGAAUCGGUUUGACAGAAACAGAAACUCUGUUAUUAUGUUAA
Eruca vesicaria subsp. sativa (arugula) is the source of this 2172-nucleotide messenger RNA. NCBI's taxonomy places the organism in Eukaryota, Viridiplantae, Streptophyta, Magnoliopsida, Brassicales, Brassicaceae. The record is from the annotation of a GenBank genome assembly.